This is a messenger RNA of Elephantulus edwardii (Cape elephant shrew), 713 nucleotides long. RefSeq names its product INO80 complex subunit C (gene INO80C). The record is from RefSeq and is a predicted model, not a curated record. Lineage: Eukaryota; Metazoa; Chordata; Mammalia; Macroscelidea; Macroscelididae. Gene Ontology annotation, cellular component: Ino80 complex. Gene Ontology annotation, biological process: chromatin remodeling. The transcript is spliced from 5 exons. Bases 1 to 576 code for a protein of 191 amino acids.
AUGGCGGCUCAAAUUCCAAUAGUGGCCACCAGUUCCACUCUGGCGAUAGCCCGAAACACCAAGAAGCGGCCAGCCAGCCCUGCCAACAACGGCAGCAGCGCCGGGGCCUACAGCGCCAGUAAGAAGAAAAAGGUAGCUUCCAACUACGCGCAGGGGAUCGGCAUAGAAGCGGUGAAUGAGAAUAAAAUGGUGCCGUCUGAUUUUAGCACAGGACCUGUGGAAAGAGCUGCCAAGCCCUUGCUAUUUAAGGAUCCUAACUUUGUGCAUUCUGGCCACGGUGGCGCAGUAGCUGGCAAGAAGAACAGAACCUGGAAGAACCUGAAACAAAUUCUCGCUUCUGAAAGGGCAUUGCCGUGGCAACUGAACGAUCCCAACUACUUCAGUAUUGAUGCUCCUCCAUCCUUUAAACCAGCUAAGAAGUAUUCUGAUGUUUCAGGUCUUCUUGCCAACUACACAGAUCCCCAGAGCAAGCUGAGGUUCAGCACCAUUGAAGAGUUUUCCUACAUCCGGAGGCUGCCGUCCGACGUCGUCACCGGCUACCUGGCCCUGAGAAAAGCUACGAGCAUUGUCCCCUGAGCCUGGGAAAUGGAAACCAAGCGGGGAAAUGGCUUCAGAGGCAGAUGCUGGCCUCGCGGUUUUAUUUCCUGGAAAUCCUCGUUCUUCUGUCAGCCUGAAAAUGCCCUCGCUGAACCUUGGAGAGAAUGUUUGGCUUU